This is a messenger RNA of Acanthaster planci (crown-of-thorns starfish), 3068 nucleotides long. RefSeq names its product trans-1,2-dihydrobenzene-1,2-diol dehydrogenase-like. Gene Ontology annotation, molecular function: nucleotide binding. Lineage: Eukaryota; Metazoa; Echinodermata; Asteroidea; Valvatida; Acanthasteridae. The record is from RefSeq and is a predicted model, not a curated record.
UGUGCUUGAGUCGAAGCUUCCGUCCGUUGUCAAUUCGACAGUGCAUACCUCCCCACUGUAUUACCCUCAGUGAAUUACACAUAGAGAGAAUCAGGAACCGUACUCUGUGUUUUCGAACAAGUGAACAGAUUGAAGUCAAUGGACAACAUUUGGACAUGCGGAAGCUCCGAAUGAAUGCAGUUUUACAAAACCCGUGGCACGCAGAAUAUCACGACCCAGACACUGUACUAUGUGACUUGUGUACACAUACAGGUGAUUUCGUCACUUGUCUACAAACACGCGAUGACAGAGCACUCUGAGAGCAAAGUUCAGGCAAAGCUACAUAGCUCAUCGAGCCUUAUUACGGUACUCAGGGAGCAAGAGAGGGAGAUUCGGUCAAGGCAAUUUAUCGUAUGGUGUCUACUGUUUUCACUAGUGGAAGAAACUUGGUUUUGCCGGCCAAUGUAACAAUUGAGAAGCCUAUCCUACUGAAGAUCUGAUGAACCACGGUGGUUCAACCACCAUGUCAAAUCCAAUAGGAGCCCAUAAUUAUGUGGGAUUUGCACCGAACCUCGCAGGAAGUCUACAUCGGAGUCUAUGGGAGCCAUGAAGCUGCGUUGGGGCAUCUGUACCGCGGGAAUGAUUGCGAAUGACUUCCUUGUUGGUCUCAGCACUCUACCGCGAGAGGAGCAUAUCGUACAAGCCAUUGCCGAGGCCAGGGCCGUGCAACAAGCGAAAGAUCUGGCCAAGACGCAUGGUAUUGCUGUCGUCUACGAGAGGUUCGAGGACUUAGCAAUGGAUCCCGAUGUCGACAUCGUGUACAUUGCGGCUGUGAACCAGAUGCACCUGCCGCUAUGCAAGCUGUUUCUGAACCACGGGAAGCACAUUCUCUGUGAGAAGCCGCUGGCUCUAAACGAGAAUGAAUGCCGGCAAAUCGUCGAUAUGGCGAAGGAGAAGGGUGUUUUCUUCAUGGAGGGCUGGUGGUCACGGUUCUUCCCGGCUGCUGCCAAGCUGCGAGAACUGAUUACAGAACGGGCAAUCGGAGAGGUCAGAUUUAUGCAAUGUGCUAUGGGUUUCUUAACCGACUUUAAAGAUAGACUCAAGAAAAAAGAGUUCGGUGGAGGUAUUCUUCUGGACAACGGGAUCUACCCUUUAAGCCUGGCGCUCAUGGUGUUUGGUCAACGUCCGGUGUCGUGCAGCGGAAGUGGAUUUCUUGCAGACUCGGGGGUUGAUGAAACCUGUAUGAUAAGUAUGCUGUUCCCAAACAAGGCAGCUGCUUCACUGUCACUGAGUAUGGUUGUUGCGCUUCCCAAUGAGGUCAACAUCCAAGGCACCAGAGGUCACAUCAAGAUACCAACUCCUUUUUGGGUGCCAACAAAAUUGGAAGUAACCACGCAAUCAGAUGUGGAAAGCCCCUUUAAAGUAAAGGAGAAGACAGAGACGCUGGAGUUUCCCCUUCCAGUCAGCGAUCUUCCUCAGAAUUAUCCCCAUGCCGUGGGUAUGAGUUACGAGGCCGAGGCUGUGCGACAGUGCAUCACAAGAGGCGACAAAGAGUGUUCCCUUGUCCGCCAUGAAGACAGCCUUUAUAUGGCAGCGCUACUGGAAAAAUUACGCCAUGAUUUGGGGUACGUGUUGGAAGGUGAUGCCAUUUGACGAUCCAGGAAGUAACGUGGAAAGGAGAAUAACCGUUAGUAAUGAGACCACCGGCACAUUUCAUCAAUUUCUCAAACGAACAAUCAGACAAACAACUCGAGGUGGCUGAUUUUCCACGUGGCAUGUCACCUUUAUAUGGAGUUUGAUCUGUCAUUCUCAGUUGUUCAAGCUUAAAGUGAAAAAUUAAACACACAUUCACAUGAAAAUGUUACAAGCAAGCACACAUAUGUGGUAGGGAGUAAUGGAUAUAGGGAUUACACUGGAACCACGUGCACUUUAAGAUUCUGAAAGGAAACAGUUUCAAGUAACGAUAAUCUACAAAUUUGUAAAGUUUAAUGUAUUAUUGUAUUUGUAAUGGUUAUCUCUCCAAAAAUUUUAAGGCCACAAAUAGCUGUAAAGUGAUAUAAAAUCCACGAUGUUUUGAUAAGAAUAAAAUGUAUCAAUAAUUCUAUUGUCAAAAUGCUUUCAAACCACAUGCACUUUAAGACUGUGUAAGGAAAUGCAUUAAUGCAAUACGUUUUAAGCAACUAUAAUCUAUAGAUUUGUAAAGUUUAAAUGUAUCACUCUUUUUAUAAUGCUUAUCUUUCCGAUCAGUGUGAAGUUGAAUUUUAUUUAAGGAAGGGAUUUUGCAAAUUCAAUAUCACCCCUAUAGAGCAUCGUAGUAUGAUCCAAAUAAUAAUUAUGGUGGCUGUUCCGAGUGGAGUGGUGAAAGGGAUUUUCGUAAACAAAAAGUACGAUUUCCACACGUUAAACCUCCCGUAUUUCAAGACAUAAGUUCUUCUUUACUUAUUAUUAUUAGUGAAUCAACUAUAAGAAUGGAGUUUGAGACUUUCAUUGACGUGUAAACUGACGUAAAAGUGCAGUCAUCAAGCACGAUAGUGCGCGCACGUGCAUUAUCAUAUAGGCCUACUCGUUCACGGACGUGAUCGACUGCGUACCCGGAUGACGUUUUUUCCUGAAUCUGCAAUGCUACAUUGUCGAGCAGGCGCAUUACUCAAAGGUAAAUUCACUGAUUACUCCUGGCUGUUGAAACUGCUUCUUUUUAAGGGAAUGAGAACCCGUCAUGCCUGUUUCCUACCCUGACCCCGCGGAUGUUGCUCGCUUUCUACGAACUCCCUGUAAUGCAUAGAUUUUACGCAAGACAAAUUACGCGCUGUUUUUCUCGAUUUUUCACAAAGCAAUAGACUCAAGCGUGAAACAACUCCGUGGAAUGUAAGUUACAGUGAAUAUUACACACCGUAACCAGUCAAUCUAGUUGAAUUACCACAAAAAACGAAUGUUGUUCACUACCUUUAAUGGUGUUUGAAAGCAACUUUACAUUGAAUUGUGGUUUGGAAUGAACAGAAUUUUAACAUUUGUCACAUCGAUGCCCCAAAUUCCUCCGACAAAGUUCGUUAUACUGGACUUAUAAUACACCCUUCAGCAUUACAAUAGUA